UUCUUUGCAAGACAGAUUUAUUGUGUCUGGAAACGAUUUGAUUAUUUUUUUUGUCGCAGGAACAUUCUCAUCUUCUGCUCAUUAGCACUGGUGCUGGUUAAAGCGGACCUCGAAGCAGCUGAAGGAGGGUCCCAAGCCAUGUUUGCUACAGAUCCGGAUUCAACCUCAGAUGAAGCUCCAACCGAAAGCAUGAACCUGGUGUCACCCGACCAGCCCAACGAUGAGCUUCUGUAUUACAACGGAGCGACUGCAGAUGCAAGCAGCACCAGUGCUGAGGCGGGAAAUAGCGCACCUCAAGUAAAUGACGUGCCCAAAGCUGAUGCAGCUAAAUCCAGCAUGGAAGAGCCUGACGAGGAUGAAGCCCCAGACUCAGAGGAGGCGGCGGCGGCGGCUGCGGCGGCCGUGAAACCCGCUCCGGCCCCGGUCCAGCGUGCAACCAAAUCCCACAAUGCAUCAGCACGCAAGCGGAGCAAGCCCGUCUCCGCCUCAAAAAAGAGAUCAAGAAACCUCCGUCCCUGAGACGAGAACUGUGGCAAGAGAAACGGGGCAAAGCUGCAAUGACAAGGCAGUGAUAGAGGGAGAAAAACGAGCGAUAUAAAUGUGUUCAGUGGCAUUUUUUUUGUUUUUGUUGGUUUUGAGAAUCUUGAACUAGACUUUAUCCUCUGUGAUGUACUGAUCCGUUUGCGUGUGUGACUGUGCGUUGGCGUGAAUGCUUUUGACCGUUAAAGGUCCGUUAAUGUGAGCUACGCGACUGUGCUUGCCAAAUAUUCUUCCAAACUUUACCCAGAGGCGAGGCUGUCGCGGACACUUUAUAGGAUUGAUUUAAUUUCGGAUCAGACUAGAAGUUAAAUCUGAUAUCGUAAUAAGCUGCAACUUUAUAGACCGUUCGGUUUUGUUUGCUUGAUUGAUUACAGGAUAGAUUUGAAUCUAUAAAUCUCAGACUUGAUAAAACUGGUGCUGGCAACCUGAUGACGCUGCGCUCAGGCGCGCCAUGACUUUAGCGACUAGCCUUUGCUCUCCUCACAAUGACAGUGUUUGAAUCAAAAGUGUUUCUCUCUUUGUUUUCAGUAACUUUUUUUUAUACACAAAGUAUUUAACAUUAUUGAAUUUACAAAUAUUACAAUCAGUAACAUGUUAUUAUUCUGAAACAUUUCUUUCCUUUUAUUGUACCCUUAAA
Molecule: messenger RNA, 1177 nt
Organism: Puntigrus tetrazona (Sumatra barb)
Lineage: Eukaryota; Metazoa; Chordata; Actinopteri; Cypriniformes; Cyprinidae
Exons: 9
Coding region: 139-519 (126 amino acids)
Source: RefSeq, a predicted model, not a curated record